Molecule: messenger RNA, 3892 nt
Organism: Salarias fasciatus (jewelled blenny)
Lineage: Eukaryota; Metazoa; Chordata; Actinopteri; Blenniiformes; Blenniidae
Product: putative methyltransferase NSUN7
Exons: 12
Coding region: 1-2310 (769 amino acids)
Molecular function (GO): methyltransferase activity
Source: RefSeq, a predicted model, not a curated record
AUGAGUGUUCUUCCCGUGAGGAGGGUUCACAAUGACAAUGUCCAUCCUCCAUCAGACCAGGUCUACCUGCAGGCUGCAGCUGUUUUCCAGCGCCUGCGUACAGAGAAGCCGGUCACAUGUCAACUCCUACACUACCUGAAAAAGACGGACACGCCACUGCCUGAGAGCGGAGACAAGCCCACGGAGGAACAGGCCUACCAGCUCGCAUUCAGCACGCUCAAAUAUCAAGAUUUACUGGAGGACAUGAUGACUGACAGCUGCUUCCACACUUCUCAGCAUAUUGCCGGCGACUUGUUGCCGCUGGCGAUGGUGAUGCUGUUUGACUUCCAGGACCGAAGGUUUUCGUUGCGUUCUGCAGAGGAAACGUUGGAGGCCGUCCAGGAAGUCAGGGAUCUGGAACGAGGCCUCCAGAGGUGUAAGACCAAGCUGGCAGCGUCUCUGGCCCGCUGCAGAGUGAAGCACAGCCUGCAGAGCGUCUCCUGCUUUCUGUCCCGUCCUGUCAGGACCAAACAGCACCGAGCAAAGAGGCUGCCGCUUUAUGCAUGGAUCAAUACUCUCAAGACCAGGCUGGAUGAGGUGUGCGCCGCGCUACAGGCGGCCGGUUUGAGCGAAGCGGGCAGAACGGCCGACCUGAAGGACGGGAUGUUCUGCAGAGACCCUCUCUGUUCGGACACGCUGGUCUUCUCCCAUCGUCUCCUCGCCGCGCUGCAGCACAGCAGCGUCGCCGCCACGCACACCCUCAACAUCCAGGACAGGAGUGUGUGUGUUGCAGUGAGUGUGUUGAGCCCCCUCCUCUUCGAUAAAGGCGACGUUCUGGCGGUGGGCUCCUUUUCCGCCGUGACGGUGGCGCACGUGGCCGUGGCAGCCGCCGCCCGCUCCGGCCGGGUGUUGGUGUGUGGCGCCGAUCACACACCUUCGCAGGUCCGAGAGAUGCAGGAGCUGCUGGCCCAGAUGGACAUCAAGAACGUUCGGUUCCUGUCAGAAGCUUUCCGUGGUCUCAGUGAGUGGGACGCCAGCGUCCACCGGUUAAAGGUCAUCAUCGUGCUGCCCCAGUGCUCCUGUUCGGGCCUCAGCGACCCUGUGGCCACCAUUCACAGCGAACAUGGAGACUGGGAUCUGCUGCCACACCUGUCCACCGGUUCUGUUUCCAAGAGCAAAAUACAGUCUCUGACCCAGCAGCAGGCUCAGCUGCUCGGCCACGCUCUCUCCUUCCCAAAGGUCCAGACUGUGGUCUACUGCACGCGCUCAGUCUAUCCGGAGGAAAAUGAACAGCUGGUGAAAAGAGUGUUAGAGAAAACACACACGCAUCCCAAACUGCUGCCGUUCAGGGCGAACGGUCCAAUUUUCCCUGAUGACUCCCCGACAGGAGGCACAUCAGACGUGUUCUUCAGACUCUCCCCGUCUCUGCUCUCCAACGGCUGCUUCAUCGCAAGACUGUCUCGACAGGCGGAUCCCACUAAAGUAGAAACGGUCCAGGAUGUGCUGGCGCGAGCAGCGGCGAAGGGCCUCCUGGGUGGAAUAAUUCCCGAUCAAUCAAAAACUGGUAAAAAGGGGAAGAACAAGAAGAAUCGAGCGGCUUCGGCGAGCAGCAAGCCCUCAUCCCCCUCGAGCCAAGGCGGGCAGUCAGGAGAGGAGCUCGCCAAUGGACGGGAUCCAGAGGGAAGGGGAGAGGGAGGGGGGUUCGGGGACAGUGAUGAGGAGGAGGAUGAACGGCUGGGUGAAAACCAGAAGGGAAAGAAGAAGAAGAGGAAAGGAACAAAGCAGUCGAAACAAGGCAAAAGGAACGGGGCAGUCUCCAAGCGUCAGUCAAAGAACCACAAGAAGAAAACAGCAAAGAAAAAAGUGAAAGAAUCGCAUCAGAGAAGGCGCAAAGCGAGACGGAUCCCUCGCCUCACACUGACACUGAUGUCCUCUGCUCAGCCCUCCAGCCAGCUGACUCCGAUCACCGCUCUGGCUCACAAACUCAGCAGCCCUCCUGUUCACACGGUCCAGAGCCCCCCGUCCACCGCCGCAAAGCAACCCUCACCUCCCCGGCCCCCUAAGCCCACUCCGCCCAAGAGACAGAACGCCCUGCCGGCCCGGACGGGGAUCCCUGCGAAGGACCCGCCUGGAGCGGUGAGGAAGGCGGUCAGGCUGGAGGACGAGGAGGCGCCGCUGACACGGCAGCGGCCGCUGAAGGCAGCAGGUCUGGUCCUACCGCCCAUUUCCUCCCCGUCAUCCUGCUCGCUCCGCAGCUCUCUGUCCAGGACCUCCAACUCCCAGCUCAACAUGUCUGCAUCCUCGUCCUCAGUGUCCCUGCCUGGGUUAUAAGGAACGCAGGACUUUCAGUAAGACUGAACUGCACAGUCAUGAAGACAAAGUCUUGUUGCUGGAGCUGCUGUCUCUCAGUCAGCUGUUCACUUUGCCUCAACAGUUUUUCUUUCUGUUUGAUAAAGGAGGAGUGUGGACGAAUGCUAUCCUCCCGCAGCAAUAACAUGAGCCUGAACACACAGAGGUGGAGACGUUUUCACAGCUUUUAAUAAACAUCAUCUUCCCUGGAUGAGGCUGUCUUGACAGGUUUUGCAUGACUGUUAAAUAUAUGUCCCGCCUCUCUGACUGGAGGGAUUACAAUGAGCUGGCUGCAGUCAAAAUAGUAUAUUUUACUAUUAUUAAUGGCCGAUCAACUCAAAAAAACCAGAAUGACAAGCAGACCAGCUCUGCAGAGGUGUUUUUCUUUCUACAAUUUCAACUUUUUAUGAAAGUAAACCUGUCACAUUUCAACAUAUAGGCACUUAUGUCAGUUUAAGAGAGAAAUUUUUAUUUUUUGUUUUCUUUUCUGUCGUUUUAAAGGAAACGUCUACAACAGGGUGUCAAACCCAUUUCAGUUCACGGACCUCAUACAGCUCCAUUUCAUCUUCAGCGUUCCAAACCGUUCAACAUAAAGACCAAUUUUAUUGAUUCUUUGUGGUGAAAUACAGUGAAACGUCCCAAAAACACCUCUUUUCUGUUGUCAGUGACUUCAUGGCCUUUUUACAAUUUGCUUGAUCGUUUUUUGUGCUCAUCAUUUGGAGAUUCGCUGUGAAACAGCUUACUUUCACCUCCUAAUAGUGGGGAAAAGUCUUUCAAACGGCAUGUUGUUCGGGACUGAAUGACGCUGCGGCCUCAGUGACUGAGCGCUCAGCAGCCAAACGCCUGCCUGGAAGCCACACGUCUGAAUAAUUCAUCAAAACAUGAACAGGUGAUGAAAAUAAUCAGGCAGACACGCGGAGGCCAGCUGCUGUGUUUUAUAAUGCUGUUUAUUCUCACAAUUGGUUACAUUGAUAAAGUGUACAAAUCAGUGAGCAGCAAACGGAAGCCGACACAUCCAUCUGAGGGUGUGUGUAUGUGUGUGUGAGAGAGAGUGUGUGAGAGCCUGAUAGAGACGCCAUGAGUCCUCUGCGGUGACCUUCUGGCAGAUCGGCAGUGGACUCACGGCUCUCGGUACACUGUACACGGUGAAGAUAUAAUCCAGUAAUCUGCAUUGUUUUUCCUGCGAAGCGGCGCUUGUUGUAGCAUUGUGAGAUAACCAGAGACUGAGACGAUGACACCGGGGCGAGGAACGCGUCCCGCCCCAACUAAUAAAAUCAGUAUAUACCUUUAUAAAAUAGAAUAAAUAAAAUAAAAAAUAUUUCUGUUCAAUACAUACAGUCUUCCUUUUUAACCAUCCAAAGGGCAUGCAAGGCUUCUCAUGACUUUCCUCUUCUCCAGAUCAAAAUAAUGCAUAGAUAAUUGCUCAGUUAAAUUCUGUAUCAACUUAAUCGACAACUGUGGAAAAUCUCCAAUUGCCAUGACUCUUUUCAUUAUUUGCUCUCGUAGUUUUCUUAUCUACAACAAUGUAUAUCAGUAAUUUACACUUUGGCCAUUUGGUGAGUUU